AUGAAUCUGGCAACCACACAAUCGCCAGUUUGUGUUGGUUAUGAAGGUGCAUCUCAUUUGGCUGUAGAUGGUAACAUUACAACUGAAUUUGGACAAAGCAAACCACACGCAUGCACAUGCGCUAGAGGGACAUCUUCCACAUUCUGGAGUGUUGAUCUAGGAAAACCGUAUCCACUUCACAACAUAAUAAUAUUCCAGACGAAUAGCAACCAUCACAGAUUAAUAGGACUCAGCAUUUUUGUUGAUGAAAGUCGCUGUUACCAGUGGAAGAGUAGUCCGGGUCCACCAACAGUAUUCAAUAUAACCUGUGAUAAAACAGGACAAAUCGUGAAGUUUCAGGUUCCAAGACAGGAAUAUCUUACCCUGUGUGAAGUACAGAUAUUUGUCUGUGCAGAUGGCUAUUGGGGUCAAUCGUGCAGUAACAUAUGUGGAAAUUGCAGAAUAGGAACUUCCUGUAACAAACAAGAUGGAAGUUGUACGUGUCAGAUUGGAUGGGCUCCACCGAAAUGUACAUGUACGUAUUUGUUAUCAUUACAUAAUUUAUGA
Gigantopelta aegis is the source of this 546-nucleotide messenger RNA. RefSeq lists its product as uncharacterized. Bases 1 to 546 code for a protein of 181 amino acids. The transcript is spliced from 4 exons. The record is from RefSeq and is a predicted model, not a curated record. Lineage: Eukaryota; Metazoa; Mollusca; Gastropoda; Neomphalida; Peltospiridae.